Molecule: messenger RNA, 5013 nt
Organism: Thermothielavioides terrestris NRRL 8126
Lineage: Eukaryota; Fungi; Ascomycota; Sordariomycetes; Sordariales; Chaetomiaceae
Exons: 5
Coding region: 328-4968 (1546 amino acids)
Biological process (GO): Golgi to endosome transport
Cellular component (GO): endosome; trans-Golgi network
Source: RefSeq, a predicted model, not a curated record
AGGAACCGAGGCGAUCACCGAGGCCCACUCGGCCGGCGACGACUUCUUCUGGCAGUGCUUCUUUCUGGCUUCUAUUACUGGCCACAGCCGGAGAACAGGCGCGCUCGCCUACCUCAUGCGCUCACUUCCUCGUCUAGGCCAUUCGCUCCAGCCCGAGUCGGCCGCCGCCUCCGACAGGGACUCCUCCGCUAAACUGUCUCACGAGGUUACCUGGACCUGCUCGUUACUCACCUCCCGCUACACUCCAACGUCUUGCAGGCCAGUGCCAAGGGCGGAGAUCUGGAACUUCUUCUAAGGGCAGCCGUUGGCGUGACCGUGCGACGAGACAUGAGCCUCAACAGGCGAUUGUGGUCCUGGCUGCUCGGCCCUGAACCUCUUCCGUCUGGCGAGCAUGACGGUGGGCUGGACUCCCCUACCUCCACGUCGGCCCAUGCCCCUGGCAUCUUAUCCUCGAGGACGAGCUAUUUCGAGGAAUAUGGCCUACAACCUCUGAUCCGGGCCCUGCUUGCCAUGAUCAAGGCCGACGUGGGUGGCAACCCGGCCGAACGAGCACGGCCUUACCGCAUUUGCCUCUCCUUGAUGGACCGGUGGGAGAUCGGCGGCCUAGUUGUGCCUGAGCUCUUCCUCCCUGUCGUGGAGAGCGUGAGGGAAUUCAAGGCGAAGGCCUUGAGUAAGGCAGAUUUCGCUGAGGUUUUGCGGAGUGCCAGCGUCUUUUUUGACGGCGUUGAGAGCGGCCUGAUCUACGGCGAGCUACUAGCCCUCAUGGCGCAGGCCAUCGGUCCAGGAGACCAGUCACUCGCCGACCGCAGAGCAAAACUCGACUUGGUCAAGUUCGUCCUGGCCAACUUCAACGUUCGGGAAGAAGAGAUGAUCACCAUUCAUGCCCCUCUUACCGUUCUCUCGGCCUUGUGCAUGCUGGAGGAGGCGGCUAACGGCAGCGAGAAGCCCAACGGUGCUUCAGGGUCACUGGAUCCCUCAUUAUCCGAGAGGGUUCUUAACAUCAUUGUGAGCUUGCUCGAGCUGGUGCCGGAACGCGCGUUUCCAAGAGGUUCCGCGAGCCAGUCCGCCCCCGCGGUCGAAUCGAAGAUCUCGACAGCCUUGCCCAACGCCGAGCUCCUCAAAAGAAUCCGGACAUUCUACGUCGCUGAGCAGGGCAGCCUGGAAGUGACAUCACCUCCUUUCGACCCACGAACCCUGGCUGAGCUUCUUUUACAGAAGGCCUGCGACCUCAACUGCUCCUCCCUGGGGCGGGAAACGUCUGGCGCAGAAACAACACUAAGAAGUCGAGUCCUAACUCUCCUCCUAUCAAAGGUCCCCGAGGCAUCCCCACUGGACACAGGCAAGCUCCUCGCUACGCUGCACCAAUGCCUCUCAGCCGACACGCCGAUACCGUUUACCACGUACUCCUCGAUCCUCUCCCUCGCUUCACAUCUGUAUUCGGCGAAGAGAAUAUCAACGGUUGAGUUCUCCGACCUUGUCGUGCCGCUAGUGCGCCAUGCCUGGGUGUUCCUCUCAGCAUCCGAACCAAAAUAUCACGUAGAGACGGUCCGCAGCCUCUGGCUGCUUCAAAGCGCUCUCACACUCUCAAAUAGGGACGUAGAGGCCGCAAUUUGCUCGCUGAUGCUCCAACAUGACACCCCUGGUGCCUUUGCCCUCCGCCCUGCCGACCCUGGCAGGAGCUUCUGUGUCCUUUGGACCCAUACCUUACAGGACAAUCCCUCCGCGGCAGAGCGAAGGGGACCGAAGGCUACCAAUGGCGAUGUCAAGGCUCCUCCGCGGCUCUCAGGGGUGGAGCAUUACGAUGUCAUGUUGACCCGGCCUGUGUUUCUAAUGCUGGAUGCCCUUGCCGAUGAGAGAACACAGCUUUUCAUGGCGGUUAAGACUUGGCUCAACAGCCUCAUCGGGAUGGACAAGCUGUUCGGCAUUUUCUUCUCGAAAUUCACCGAGUUGCCAUUCCUCAGACGACGCCAAGAGUCCAAGUCAGGCUCCAGUCAGUUCAUCGAAGAGGAUGACCUCAGCCUCGCUCUGUACUAUGUCCGCACCCUGUCCAGCGUCUUACGGUGGGCCCCGGAAGCAGUCUGGGCGGUGCUGGCGAAGAGGUCUAUCAAGUCUGAUGCUUGCCAGCCGCCUCUUUCGGAAAUCACCGGGACCGAUGCCGACAUCACAUUGCAAGAAUUCUUCCUUCAUGUCUGCCUGCAGUGCCUCGCUCACAACGAGAUCCCUGGUGAGGAGGGUGCAGAAGCAAGGGCGACACAGCUCCACCGCGCAACCUUGACUCUCCUUCACCAGAUCCUCCUCAACCCGUUCGCUGACCAACUGGCAAAACUCCAUCUCGAAAAUGUUCUGAUCGAGAAACUGCAGCAGUCACUAAAUGGGCCCGACCCCUACGUGCAGGUCCUACUGCUGGAUGUCGUCUUCGCUUCCCUUAAGCUCCGCGAGCUGGUGCCCGUGGAACCUCCCACUUCACCAACCCACGAGAAGCGGGGAGGGACCCUGGAAGCGGCAAGGAGCUCCAGGGUGUCCCUGACCAGCGAGAGGCAUACGGCUGCGCAGCUGCCGCCGCCGCCGACUUUGCUAAAGUGCAUCCUCGCCGGGCUCAGUUCCCCAAGCAGCCGACCUGUCCUAGACAGUUGGGUCGGCUUCCUCACCGAGUGUCUGCCGCUGUACGCAGAGUCAGUCUUCCAGGUCUUGAUUCCCCUUGUCGAGACCCUUUGCGGCCAGGUCGAAAGCACCUUCAACGGCCUCCAACGCCUGUUCCGAGCGACCGACCGGACAAACUCACACGGCGCGGCUGGGCCCGAGACCACGCUGAUCUCUCUGCUCAACUGCCUUGAGCAGGUUCUGGCCAACGGACACGACAGGCUUCUGGCUGAAGAGGCCAGAGCCCAGGUUGUCAAGAGUCCAGAGCAGCCCCAAGGCUUCUUCGGCAACAUGGUGUCGGGCGUGUUCUCCUCCGAGGCCCCGCAGACCCGCAGCGCCACGGCCAACGAUCGGCUCACCGUCUUGCUCGCGUUCCAAGACGCCGUCCGCAUCUGCUUCACCAUCUGGUCCUGGGGGCAAGGAAACGACGCGGCGGGACAGGACGCUACAUCGGCAGCGUCUCUCAACUACACGGCGCUGCGGAUGAGGAACCGCGCGAGGAGAUUGCUGGAGCAUCUCUUUGCGGCCGAAACGCUCGAGUGCCUGGAAACAGUGGUCGGGAUAUGGCGUGGCGCGCUGGACAGCGGCGACUCGUCCAAAGCUGCCGAGGUGUUCAACCUGCUCCCGGCGCUAGACGGAUCACGGCCAAAGCAUACUAUUCCGGCGCUCUUCAACGCCAUCUACAGCCGGACGAACCCGGCGGCGCUGGACCCGUCGAGGAGGUCGACGCUCACGAUCGAGCUGCAGGACACCGACUUGGUCAUCUUCCUGGUGGACUACACGCGGUCUUUGGAGGACGACACCAUGGACGAGAUUUGGCAGGAUUGCACCGCCUUCCUCAAAGACUUGCUCGGCAACCCCUUCCCGCAUCGGCAGACGUUGCCGAGCCUGCUGGAGUUCGCGGCAAUCCUGGGCGAGAAGGUGGACAAUACCAAUUUCGGCGAGCAGCGCAAAAUGCGUCGGGAGCUUGCGGACCUGUUCUUGCGCCUCCUUACGGCCAUUUUCACAACUCGCCCAGCCAGCUUCGACAUCUCCGGGUCAUCAAACGUCUCGGAGAAGAGGCAAAGCGACUCGUCUCGGCCAACAUCCGCCCUCAGGCUGCCUGCCGAACGCGCCGACGAUGUGGUUGGCAUCCUAUCCACCAUCGUACCCAACCUUCCCAAGAUCCUGGUGGAGAACGACCGCAUCCUCACAGCGGCCACCGCCAUCUCUACCAAUGUGAUCGGCCCCGCGCUCCGCUCCAAGUCCUUCCCCGACACGGUCUCGAAGACCAUGCUCGUCCUCCUGCACGAACUCUCCCGGCUUCCCAACAACCAGAAAUCCUGGAAGAAGGACAUCUCGGACGCCUUCAACGACGCCCGCUUCUUCGGCGCCAGCGUGGCUCUCGUCCACACGAGCUGGCUGCCACUCCUGAAGCAGUGGACCGUGACCGACAAAGAGCGCAUGCCCGACCUGCUGUCGCGCCUCACGCCGCCCACCACAGCCGGCAUCGUCUUCGGCGUCGGCGCGACCUCGGCACGCCUCGAGGCGGACCGCAAGACGCAGCUCAACCUUCGGCGCAUCGCCACGCUGGUCCUCGCCUGCGGGCCGGACGCCUUCGUCGCCGACCUGCCGGCCAUCGCCGACAAGAUCACCGAGCUGCUCGCGGCGACGGCCACCUCCUCGCCGUCGUCCACGACCCGCGCCGAGGUCUACAUGCUGCUGCGCGCGCUCGUGCUGCGCACCAGCCCCGUGCACCUGGCGCCGCUCUGGCCCGUCGUCAACGCCGAGCUGCACGCCGCCGUCGCGUCCGUGCUCGCGCCCGACCACUCGCCCGCCGCCGACACGUACGCCAACGCCUCGGUCCUGCAGGCCUGCAAGCUGCUCGACCUGCUCGUGUGCGUCGCACCCGACGAGUUCCAGCUGCACGAGUGGCUGUUCGUCACCGACACCGUCGACGCCGUGUACCGCCCCCAGUUCGGCAGCGGGUAUCAGCCCGUCGCGCUGGUGGAUGAGGUGUCCGAGGAGCUGGGGGCGGUUGCGAUUUCGGCGUCGCAUGCGCAGAACGUUGUUGUUGAGCAGGCUGUGGUGCAGACUGCCGGCGGAUCGUCGCCGUCAUCGGCGGCGCGGAGACGGCCGCUGCUGGGGUCGCCGGGAGGGAUCAGUGAUGAGGUUAGCCUGGAGCGGAGGGAUGAGCUCGUGGCGAAGGUGUUGCGGCCGUUCUUUGGGCAAUUGAGCAUUUACGCGUUUGAGGCGACCUACGCCAUGGCGCCGGUGGACUGGGAGGGGUGUGUGGCGGGGCUGGUGAAGGAUUUGUUCGACGAGAAGAGCAUCGUCAAGGCGCUGUAGCUGGCUGCCGCGUGUACCAUAGAAAUGACACGGUAGAGAGGGGAA